Messenger RNA from Microthlaspi erraticum, 4044 nucleotides. The record is from the annotation of a GenBank genome assembly. NCBI's taxonomy places the organism in Eukaryota, Viridiplantae, Streptophyta, Magnoliopsida, Brassicales, Brassicaceae.
AUGGCGCGGCAAAUGACGUCAUCUCAGUUCCACAAAUCAAAGACUCUCGACAACAAAUACAUGCUGGGAGAUGAAAUUGGUAAAGGAGCUUAUGGCCGAGUCUAUAAAGGAUUAGACUUGGAGAAUGGAGACUUUGUGGCCAUUAAACAAGUCUCACUGGAAAAUAUUGUACAGGAGGAUCUUAACACCAUUAUGCAAGAAAUUGAUCUCUUGAAGAACUUGAACCAUAAGAACAUUGUGAAGUAUCUUGGGUCGUCGAAGACAAAGACUCACCUUCACAUUAUUUUAGAGUACGUUGAGAAUGGCUCUCUUGCGAACAUUAUUAAACCAAAUAAAUUUGGACCUUUCCCGGAAUCUUUGGUGGCUGUUUACAUUGCUCAGGUCUUGGAAGGUUUAGUAUAUCUGCAUGAGCAGGGUGUUAUCCACCGUGAUAUCAAGGGUGCUAAUAUUUUGACGACAAAGGAGGGUCUGGUUAAGCUUGCUGACUUUGGAGUUGCCACUAAACUAAACGAGGCUGAUGUUAACACUCAUUCAGUGGUUGGUACUCCUUACUGGAUGGCUCCUGAGGUUAUUGAAAUGUCCGGAGUUUGUGCUGCUUCUGACAUUUGGAGCGUUGGAUGCACUGUUAUCGAACUUCUUACUUGUGUACCUCCUUACUAUGAUCUUCAACCCAUGCCAGCCCUCUUCCGUAUUGUUCAGGAUGACAACCCUCCUAUUCCCGAUAGUCUUUCUCCAGAUAUUACAGACUUCCUACGGCAGUGUUUUAAGAAGGAUUCCAGGCAGAGGCCUGAUGCAAAGACAUUGCUCUCUCACCCUUGGAUACGGAACUCUAGACGAGCAUUGCAGUCCUCACUUCGGCAUAGUGGAACCAUCAAAUAUAUGAAGGAAGCCGCUUCAAGUUCAGAGAGGGAUGAUAGUGGUAGUCAAGAUGUAACUGAAACCCUUUCAGCAGAAAAAGUUGGGAUAUCAAAAACUGAUUCGAAAGGCAAAUUGGUAGGGGUGGCGAGUUUUAGGUCUGAGAAAGGUCAGUCUUCUUCACCCAGUCAUCAUGGUGAAGAAGGAACGGAUAAUUCAGAAGAUGAUCUUGUGUCAGAUCAAGUUCCUACAUUUUCUAUCCAUGAUAAAUCUUCUCUUCAAAGUACUUCGGAUGCAAAGGGGACAUCUGAAGAUGUAUCAGAGUUUCAGGGGAAAUCUGAUCAUGGUGAAAUAUCUGGAAAUCUUGAAACAGAAGCUUCUGAAACUAGAAAGAAUACUUUAGAAAAUCAGGUUGGGAAAGAAGGUUCCAUCCAGGUGGACCAGCCAUCAAAUAGUUUGGGCCAAAAAGGUGAAGAUCGUAGGCUUCGAAAGGCUUCGAGGACUCCAUCUAAUGUUGGUGGGAAUGAACUGACUAGAUUUAGUGAUCCUCCUGGGGAUGCUUCUUUGCAUGAUUUGUUUCAUCCCUUGGACAAAGUACCAGAGGGAAAACCAAAUGAAGCUUCGACAUCAACGGCUACAUCAAGUGUCAUCCAGGGUGAUUCUCCUGUCGCAGAUGGUGGAAAGAAUGAUCUGGCAACAAAAUUGAGGGCUACUAUUGCUCAGAAGCAAAUGGAGGGUGAAACAGGGCAAUCAAAUGAUGGUGGUGACCUUUUCCGCUUAAUGAUGGGUGUUUUGAAAGACGAUGUUAUUGACAUUGAUGGCUUGGUAUUUGAUGAAAAAGUGCCCGCAGAGAAUCUUUUUCCUCUGCAGGCAGUCGAGUUCAGCAGAUUGGUGAGCUCCUUAAGGCCAGAUGAAUCAGAAGAUGCAAUAGUAUCUUCCAGUCAGAAACUUGUUGUCAUGUUUCGUCAGAGACCUGAACAGAAAGCAGUAUAUGUGACGCAGCAUGGUUUCCUCCCUCUAAUGGAUCUACUUGAUAUUCCUAAAUCUCGAGUAACAUGUGCUGUGCUGCAGCUGAUAAACGAGAUUAUUAAAGAUAACACUGACUUCCAGGAAAAUGCUUGUCUUGUUGGUCUCAUUCCCGUGGUAAUGAGUUUUGCUGGUCCCGAGAGGGAUCGUUCUCGAGAAAUUCGUAAGGAAGCAGCUUACUUCUUGCAGCAGCUUUGUCAGUCAAGCUCCUUAACGUUGCAAAUGUUCAUAGCCUGCCGUGGAAUACCAGUUUUGGUGGGAUUUCUUGAAGCAGAUUAUGCCAAAUACAGGGAGAUGGUCCAUUUAGCUAUUGAUGGGAUGUGGCAGGUAUUCAAACUCAAGAAAUCCACCCCCAGAAACGAUUUCUGCCGUAUAGCUGCAAAGAAUGGAAUUCUUCUUAGGCUAAUCAACACUCUCUAUAGCUUGAAUGAGGCAACCCGUCUGGCUUCUAUCUCAGGUGGCCCACUAAGUGUGGAUGGUCAAGCUCCAAGAGCGCGCUCUGGUCAACUUGACCCUAACAAUCCUAUCUUUAGUCAGCAUGAGACUUCUGUCAGUGUGAUUGAUCAGCCUGGUGUGUUGAAAACUAGUCACGGGGGUGGUGAAGAGCCUUCUCAUGCUUCAACUUCAAAUUCUCAAAGAUCAGAUAUCCAUCAACCCGAUCCCUUGCACCCAGAUGGUGAUAGGCCUAGAUUAAGCAGUGUUGCAGCAGAUGCCUCUACGUCAGGGACAGAAGAUGUUAGACAACAGCAUCGGUUAUCUCUCUCCGCCAAUAGGACCUCGACAGACAAGCUUCAGAAGCUGGCGGAGGGUGCCUCAAAUGGUGUUCCUGUUACUCAGCCAGAACAAGUUCGACCUUUGCUUAGCUUGCUGGAGAAAGAACCCCCUUCAAGACAUUAUUCUGGUCAACUGGAUUAUGUAAAGCACAUUACUGGCAUAGAGAGACAUGAAAGUAGGCUUCCUCUUUUGCAUGGAUCAAACGAAAAGAAAACCAACGGAGACCUAGAUUUUCUGAUGGCCGAAUUUGCUGAGGUCUCUGGACGUGGAAAGGAAAAUGGAAAUCUUGAUACUACGCCUAAAUAUCCCAAUAAAACAAUGACAAAAAAGGUUGUGGCUAUUGAAGGAGUCGCUUCUUCGUCUGGGAUUGCAUCUCAGACAGCAUCUGGAGUACUGUCAGAUGUCGCAAGGGAAUACUUGGAGAAAGUGGCUGAUCUGCUUCUUGAAUUUGCCCGAGCUGAUACAACAGUAAAAUCAUACAUGUGCAGCCAGAGCUUACUUAGUCGUCUUUUUCAGAUGUUCAACCGUGUAGAGCCUCCUAUUCUCUUAAAGAUACUGGAGUGCACCAAUCAUUUAUCCACUGAUCCAAAUUGCUUGGAGAAUCUCCAGCGUGCAGAUGCAAUUAAGCAUUUGAUCCCCAACCUUGAGCUUAAGGAUGGGAAUCUUGUUUAUCAGAUCCAUCAUGAGGUGCUUAGUGCCCUAUUCAACCUGUGCAAGAUAAACAAGAGGAGGCAGGAACAAGCGGCUGAAAACGGAAUCAUACCGCACCUGAUGCUUUUCAUCAUGUCGGAUUCUCCUCUAAAGCAAUAUGCAUUGCCACUUCUAUGUGAUAUGGCUCAUGCAUCUCGGAAUUCAAGAGAGCAGCUAAGAGCCCACGGCGGUCUGGAUGUUUAUCUGAGUUUACUCGAUGAUGAAUAUUGGUCAGUGAUAGCCUUAGAUUCAAUUGCUGUUUGCCUGGCGCAAGACAAUGACAACAACCACAAGGUGGAGCAGGCGUUGCUCAAGAAAGAUGCAAUUGAGAAACUAGUUAACUUCUUCCAGAGCUGCCCAGAGAGACACUUUGUGCACAUAUUGGAGCCAUUCUUGAAGAUCAUUACGAAAUCAAUUCGGAUCAACAAGACAUUAGCGGUGAAUGGGUUGACUCCGUUGCUUAUUUCAAGGUUAGACCACCAAGAUGCGAUUGCUCGGCUUAAUCUCCUGAAACUCAUCAAGGCAGUAUACGAGCAACAUCCAAAGCCAAAGCAACUGAUAGUGGAGAACGAUCUCCCACAAAAGCUGCAGAAUCUGAUAGAAGAACGACGUGAUGGGCAACGUUCAGGAGGCCAAGUUCUGGUGAAGCAAAUGGCAACAUCUCUCCUCAAAGCACUUCACAUCAACACUGUCUUCUGA